Messenger RNA from Aspergillus nidulans FGSC A4, 447 nucleotides. RefSeq lists its product as uncharacterized. The transcript has 2 exons. NCBI's taxonomy places the organism in Eukaryota, Fungi, Ascomycota, Eurotiomycetes, Eurotiales, Aspergillaceae. The record is from RefSeq and is a predicted model, not a curated record. The coding region runs from base 1 to 447 and encodes 148 amino acids.
AUGCAGAUGGCUCAACAACUGCCCAGUAGAGCGUUCACCCUCUGGCACCAUAUCCCCCGCUUCAUAAUCCAGGCCAGCCCAGUGCUAGCAUCGAGCGGCGCCGCUGUCCGACAGAUAUCCAUGAUAUCGGGGAGUGGCAGCCUCAAUCAGACGGAAGUAGACCGCUCGUUCCUUGACGCGAAUUGGCGUCGAUUUGAGCAGGACUACGGCGUGCCUCAUGGGCAACAGGCCGAGCUGGCUCGCUUAGCCGCCCUUUUCAUGUUCUCCGAGAACACCGUCGGCGCGAAUAGCGAGGCUUUGCAAUGUUUGAGGAAAGGGGCUGGUGCGGACUGGAGAGCAUGCACUCACUAUGCGAGCUUUGCGCUGAUGAUAUCUUCUAUCGAGCAGAACGCCGGCAGAUGCGUUAGCCUUCAGGCGUACUUGGAUCUCCUGCACCUUUGCCCUUGA